GUUACAGAUGUAACUGUAGUUUUCAGAAGCUAUUCUGAAUAUAGGAUCAUCUGGCUAUAGGAUGUAACCAGGACAGCAUACAGCAGCAGCUGGAUUUUCAGGGAUGGUGAAGCACAUGUCGUGUUCUGCGUACAGAAGAGCCAAGGAAGAGCAUGGAAGGGAAGAAACGGGAGAGUUUAUUCUUGUGCAGAGUAUCUCUGAGCUACCCAACAAAAAACCCUGCCAGUAGAAUUCAGAUCUUUCUCCAAGCCAGUGAAGCAGGCACUAACUGCGGACAUGACUACCCCAGGGACUCACACCUCCAGACAGAGCUGGAAAUGAGGGCAAGAGAAUCCAUCAUGAACUUUCUCUGCUCUCACAGUGAUAACCUGCUACGAAGAUCUGCGUGCCAAGAAGCCCAGGUUUUUGGCAACCAGCUGAUCCCUUCCAGUAUGCCAUUGAAGAAAGCAACAGUGUUCCUCAACCCAGCAGCUUACAAAGGCAAAGCCAGAAACCUUUUUGAAGCAAAUGCUGCUCCAAUUUUGCACUUAUCUGGCUUGGAUGUGACUGUAGUUAAGACUGAUUAUGAGGGUCAAGCAAAAAAGCUGCUGGAAUUGAUGGAAAACACAGAUCUGAUCAUUAUUGCAGGAGGAGAUGGCACAGUACAAGAGGUCAUAACUGGACUUCUGCGCAGAGCAGAUGAGGCUGCCUUCAGUAAGAUUCCUAUAGGAUUCAUACCUCUUGGAAAGACCAGCACCCUAAGCCACACGCUCUACCCUGAGAGCACAAACCAAGUUGAACAUAUUACUAAUGCUACAUUGGCCAUUUUGAAGGGAGAGACAAUUCCACUUGAUGUCUUGCAAAUAAAGGGAGAAAAGGAACAGCCUGUCUUUGCUGUGACUGGUUUAAGAUGGGGAUCUUACAGAGAUGCAGGAGUUAAAGCUAGCAAGUACUGGUACCUUGGGCCUCUGAAAACCAAAGCAGCUCACUUUUUCAGUACACUUAAGGAAUGGCCUCAGAAACAUCAGGCUGCUCUCAUGUAUCUGGGUCCAACUGAAAGACCUCCAGAAGAGCCAGAGGAAAAACCGUCCAGACCUCCUUUGUAUGUGAGGCUUUACAGACGUCUUCGGUUAUACUGGUCUUCUCCUUCAAAAGAAAUCCCCCGGGAGGUAGCCCCGGAGGACUGGGAAGAGCUGAAGCUGUCUACUGUUGAGCUUUCCAUUGCAACUCGGAACAGGCAGCUUGAUCUGACACACACAGAAGACUUCAUGGAUAUUUGCAUUGAAGCGGAUACUGUCAGCAAAGGGCAGUUUGUAAGCAGAGGAAGUCAAAAGAUGCGUGAUCCACAUAUAUGCCCUGAAGGGAGUCAGUGCAUCCAAGCCAGCAGAUGCAUCUUGCAAUUUCCAGAGGGCACUGAGGGAUCCUUUGGCAUUGAUAAUGAGGAGUAUGAAGCUAUGCCUGUGGAGGUGAAGCUGUUACCCCGGAAACUCCAGUUCAUCUGUGAUCCCAGAAUAAGAGAGCAGAUGCUCCGUGCAGCAGUACAAUGAGAAUUCAUGUCAAAGGGGCCAGUGUUUACCAGUCUUAUCGGGGUGUCUUCAAGGCACACAAGACCUUGCUAACUUGAUUACCCCCACCAGACUAAGUCUGUUUGUCUGUAUUGUCAUUUGGCUAUUUUUAUGUGGGAGGUAUUUCCAUUGGAAGCAGCUGAUUUGGCUGAUCUCAGAGGGGUAAAAAAUGCAAAUGCAAAUUCUGAGAAAUGCAUGUUAAUUUGAUAGCAUCUUUUUUUUUCCCCCAGAGAAGGCAUCAGCAGUCAUUUACAGCACUGCAGGCUGAGUGCUGUGUGCCAGAUGCUACUGUUUUAAUGCGACUGUAUAUUAAAGUAAAAUGAAAGCACACUUGUCCUUGCUUUAGGAGGUGAAGUCAACUUUAGUUACCUAUGUAUAAAACCUACAAAACCACGGAUCUUGGAAAAAUUUAUUUUUGGACAGUAAUACUAAGGAAGUCUAUGAAACAUUGGAGUUGCUACAUUAAAACAGUUGGUUAUCUACUCUGUCUCAAAAUAAACUGCAAAUUGAUUGGGGAUUCAAAGCUUCAGAGGAAGUUAAAAACGUCCCAUAUGUACCUGGGUAAGGUAUGUUAUUCUUCUUCCAUCUUGCCAGAUAAAACAGCACAGCGUUCCAGUUAUUAAUACAGUAGAAAUCUAUUCCUUUGUUCAAGUUUAGGUACAUUACAGAGCAGCAAAUUGGAAAAUGUCAUCAUUGACCCAAAACUGUAUGAAGCACAUGUUUUAACAAGCCAAAUGAGUCUGUUUUUUUGUAAGUAUUCCUUUUAUUCCCGUAGUAGAAUAACACAAAUAAGAGCAUCCAAACAACUUUUAUUGUUCAUUGUGUCUGGUUGCUAUUCUCUAAUGUAAACAGUGCUCACCAUUUCUUACACAAUGUACAUCCCCUUGAGCCUCAGUACUGUAAUUAGUUUUGUUGCUUUUCCAAGCUUUUGUUUAUAGCUUUGCUUUAAUUGCUGAAAGGAGAUAUUACUGACUUAGGCAAGGUUAUCUGUUGCCCAUUUUAUUACAGCUUACAAGUUUACAUGAUUCUGCUUUGCUUACUGGAAGGAAAAAAAAAUGGGUUCUUACUUUUCUGAUGUGACUGUUGCUUGUACGUAGUCCCUGUGUUAUGCUGUGAUCUAGUCUAACUUCAUCUGUUGAUUCUUUGCUGUAAUCAAAAUAAGGCCAUUAGUGAAUUGCAGCUUUGUUAGACUGCAUCCUGGGUGCUGCAGCAGCAUCCUCUGCUGGAGACUUGCUGAAGGAAAAAUGCUUUGCAAGGGGAAAUAGGGUUGAUUUUCCACAGGAUUCUGGAACCAAACUGAAUGUUGUCCUACCCUUGGCUGUAUGGUGGAAAAACUAAUUACCUCAGCUACUGGGCAAGCACUCAUCCCUUUCUUGACUAAGAUCUAAGAGGGUAGAAGCCUGCUAGUUCUUUUUAAUAGUUAUGCUGGUGAUAGGGCCCAAGUUGUGCUGUCUUUCUUUUGAUCUGCAGCAGUUAAGGGUGCUCAGUGGACCCCUGGGUCACUCUCCAAGGAGUAUGUUGGCUGUGUGACAGAGACACUUGGAAGGUUGCUCUGCAGCCACUGACUCCUUGAGAGUCAGAGACAGUUCUCACCUUACUGAAUUUUUCCUUAAGCUGAUGCUUCUCUAAUGAAAUCAGCAGUGUUGUUUUUAUUUCUCUCAAGUGGCAGGACAGACAAGGCAGCAGCCAUUUCAAAAACACACACUUUAAUUGUAUUAAAAAAUACCCAUAUUUUAGUAAGCAGUUUCUCUUCACAGCCACAGCCCUAUGGGAGAAGCCACACAUCUGCAAGCUGCAGACAACAUCAGAGCUGUUAGAACUACAACCAGCCUGCUGCAAGAGGUGAGAUGGCAAGAACUAGCUUCUGGUUCAUCUCUACCAUUUUACAGGGAAAACAACUAAUUCUCUUCCACAGUAUCAGACACAUGGCUCCCACUGCAGUGUUGAUUCCUUGCUUGAGCAUAACCAAGAGCUUCCUUCAGAAUUGGUAUUGUUAAUUCUCUUCUGAUGUUAAAGUACUAAAUAUCAUCUGAGACACAGGCUGAUAAUUAAAUAUUCAGAUCAGCAUAGGUUGAAUAGCUUGUAUAAAUACCAUUCAAGUAAUUUCCCCCCUCCUCUGUCGUUCAAAGGCCUUCCACCAUGAGGUGGUUCUAGACCUCUGAAUUGGAACAUUCAGAGGGGGGUGUGUGAGGCAAACAUUAAAUAAAAUAAGCAGAGUCUGAACCUGCUAUCUGCAGUGCUGAGGAAAGGGCUCAGUUCUCAUGUUUCUGUCUGACAGCAAGACAAACAAUGUCGUAUAAACUCCAAGACAGGAAGGAGGAGUAGAAUCCUAGGUCCCACUCUUGAAAAUGCUUUCCUGGCUUCAAUUUACAGUCCGUUCUAGAAGGGCUUUGAAUACUGUAACAUAAAUAAA
Molecule: messenger RNA, 3957 nt
Organism: Melopsittacus undulatus (budgerigar)
Lineage: Eukaryota; Metazoa; Chordata; Aves; Psittaciformes; Psittaculidae
Gene: AGK
Product: acylglycerol kinase
Exons: 16
Coding region: 153-1526 (457 amino acids)
Biological process (GO): sphingosine biosynthetic process; ceramide biosynthetic process; phosphorylation
Cellular component (GO): cytoplasm; membrane; mitochondrion
Molecular function (GO): ATP-dependent diacylglycerol kinase activity; acylglycerol kinase activity; ceramide kinase activity
Source: RefSeq, a predicted model, not a curated record